Gossypium arboreum is the source of this 1048-nucleotide messenger RNA. Its product is annotated as 17.3 kDa class I heat shock protein-like. Gene Ontology annotation, biological process: response to salt stress; response to heat; response to hydrogen peroxide. The coding region runs from base 413 to 886 and encodes 157 amino acids. The record is from RefSeq and is a predicted model, not a curated record. Lineage: Eukaryota; Viridiplantae; Streptophyta; Magnoliopsida; Malvales; Malvaceae. The transcript has a single exon.
GGAAAGCCUACGCCUCCUACCUCAACAAAAAAGAAGUUGAUUCCAAGCGAUUUCAUCAGCAUUCAGCUACUCUUUAUCAAGAAAUAAAGAUAUGGCGAUGAUCCCAAGUUUGUUUGGCAAUCGUAGGGGCAGCAGCAUCUUGGAUCCCUUCUCUCUGGACCUUUGGGAUCCUUUCAAGGACUUCCCAUUCCCUUCUUCACUCACAACUCGUAACGCGGAAAGCUCGGCUUUUGUGAGCGCCCGGAUGGACUGGAAAGAAACCCCUGAAGCCCAUGUGUUCAAGGCUGACCUCCCUGGCCUUAAGAAAAAGGAAGUGAAAGUGGCAAGCCUACGCCUCCUACCUCAACAAAAAAGAAGUUGAUUCCAAGCAAUUUCAUCAGCAUUCAGCUACUCUUUAUCAAGAAAUAAAGAUAUGGCGAUGAUCCCAAGUUUGUUUGGCAAUCGUAGGGGCUGCAGCAUCUUGGAUCCCUUCUCUCUGGACCUUUGGGAUCCUUUCAAGGAGUUCCCAUUCCUUUCUUCACUCACAACUCGUAACGCGGAAAGCUCGGCUUUUUUGAGCGCCCGGAUGGACUGGAAAGAAACCCCUGAAGCCCAUGUGUUCAAGGCUGACCUCCCUGGCCUCAAGAAAGAGGAAGUGAAAGUGGAGAUUGAAGACGACAGGGUGCUUCAAAUCAGUGGUGAGAGGAAUGUGGAGAAGGAAGACAAGAACGACACCUGGCACAGGCUUGAACGUAGCAGUGGGAAGUUCAUGAGGAGGUUCAGGCUGCCUGAGAACGUGAAGAUGGAUCAGGUGAAAGCUUCCAUGGAUAAUGGGGUUCUUACAAUAACUGUUCCUAAGCAGGAAGUGAAGAAACCUGAUGUCAAAGCUAUCGAGAUUUCUGGUUGAAAGCUUCGAAAAUUAUUCUAUAAUGAUAUCUCGACUUGUGCUAAAAAAGAACAGAGACCUGAUUUUUAUUCAAGUGUGAUGCUGUUGGGAAGAUAUCUGUCUGUUGGAAAAAUUUUAAUGUCUAGCCUGCUAAUAAAGUAAAAAGCUUUUAAACUUGUACAA